Molecule: messenger RNA, 786 nt
Organism: Sclerotinia borealis F-4128
Lineage: Eukaryota; Fungi; Ascomycota; Leotiomycetes; Helotiales; Sclerotiniaceae
Source: the annotation of a GenBank genome assembly
AUGAAUCGAGGUGGUAAACUUGCUCCUGAGGUUAAUCGGUAUGUACCUUCGUUUGUAGUUCAUUGUACCUGCACAACUGGUCGCAGCUUUGUUCGUCAAGAAUCUAAGGUAUGUGGAUUGAUGCAGGAGAGAGAAGAUGUGGGGACUUGGAGAUGGGGUUGUGGAUUGGGAUUUGGUGUAGCUGGAAAUGAGAUAGAUGUGCAUAGGCAUAGGGCUGAUGGAUCUCGGAAUGACAGCUACAACGUAACGCCCGAAGAACUCUUUGAUUUGUUUGGUAAAUUUGGCGCGAUUCGACAAAUUCGUCAAGGUAUCGCAACCAACACCAAGGGCACGGCUUUUGUUGUCUACGAAGACGUAACGGAUUCUAAGACUGCCUGUGAUAAAUUGAAUGGAUUCAAUUUCCAAAAUCGUUACCUAGUCGUUCUUUACCAUCAACCGGAAAAGAUGGAAAAGAUGCGCGCCAACUCAAAUCAAUCGGAUUCAUACGCUGCUCGCAAAGCGAUCCGCCCAAACGCCGUAUCAAAUACGAAGUCUACAGCGUCUAUGGGCCCGUCAUCCAGGGUUGGAAAUGGUUCACCAGUGGAGGAAGUGAGGAAAGAUGAAACACGAAGACAAUCUGCAUCAAUUACAACCAGAAAAUCUCCUACGACAACUGCUAUGCAUGGAAAGGGAGAUAAAUAUCAACAUGUGGAGCAUCAUCGUGGGAUUAGGGGGGCAGCAGUGGCAGGUGGAAGGCGUAAUACCUCUUUCCUUGCUCUCGUGCGAGGAUUGGUUUUCAGGCGUUAA